GGGCCCGCUUGCUUCUUCAGGUGGCGCUGGAGUCGUUGAGUCCAACAAGCUCCCGGCCACGGCUUCAUGUCUUGGCGACCAAGACGCGUAGCUCCCUGGAGGAGGCCGCGGAGGGGUUUUUGCAUUCUGAGCGUCGUCGCCUGUACGCCGUGUACCGCGCCUCCACGUCCCGCGAUGCCUCGUUGGUACCCUCCCCCUACGAUUACGUUUGCGUCCUUCAGAGGCUGAGUGCCUGUGGUAUGGGGGCGCCUUCCAAGCAAGUGUACUCGUUGCUGGUGGAGUUGCUUAGGAAGCCGCUGCACCCCUCGCAGGCCGGCCUGGGGUGGGAUCUCCCGGAUGAGGCGGUAGUGGAUUUGCAGGCGCGAGCUCUGGGGGGCGGUGGUGCCCUGCCUCGAGGGCCGCGACGCCUUGGCGUUUGCGCAGAAGGGCCUCAUGCCACUCCUCUCGCCUACUGCCCUCGCGGGCGGCAGCCACUCUAG
Molecule: messenger RNA, 479 nt
Organism: Trypanosoma conorhini
Lineage: Eukaryota; Euglenozoa; Kinetoplastea; Trypanosomatida; Trypanosomatidae
Exons: 1
Source: RefSeq, a predicted model, not a curated record